CUAUAGCAAGUUCAUAUCACUUAUUCCACCUUCUAAAGGAUUGUAUAUCUAUAUAAACACAUCCCACUUGGUAUUCACCACCACAAAAACUCAAAGACUUUCUACACAGUUCACACAAAACAUUACUACAGCAUUCAAAAGCUAUUUAAUACUUCCUCCACAUCAGAAAGAAAUAUGGCAAUCGGUAUGGGGCGCAUUCUCCGUGGGAAGCAAGGAGGCCUCAGAAGGUCUUCCUCAAGAACAAACAGAGAAAAUGAGGUUCCUAAGGGUCACUUUGCAGUUUAUGUAGGUGAGGGCGAGAAGAAACGCUUUGUCCUUCCAAUAGCAUACUUGAAGGACCAUUCAUUCCAAGACUUACUAUGUCAAGCUGAAGAAGAAUUUGGAUUUGAUCAUCCAAUGGGUGGGCUUACAAUUCCUUGUCCAGAAGAUACCUUCCUCGACAUCAUCUCUAGCAUGAGUAGUAGAUCCUGAUACACUUCACAUAUCUUAGUUCCUAGGCAUCAAAACAAUUUUGUAGAGAAGCUUAUUCUUGUACAAUGUUCUAAUUUUUUUUUCCUUCCUCGUCAGAUUGGGAAGUAUAUAAAACUAAUUUCUUUCAUCAACUAUUCUGAGUCUGUUUAACCCGUGUUACUCAUUAUCCCGAAUGAUUAAAGUGAUAGACUGAUA
Molecule: messenger RNA, 666 nt
Organism: Cuscuta campestris
Lineage: Eukaryota; Viridiplantae; Streptophyta; Magnoliopsida; Solanales; Convolvulaceae
Source: the annotation of a GenBank genome assembly